AUGGCUGUUCAGAAGAUAUCAGAGUCAUUGUAUGUGGGAAUUUGUCUCAAGAUAGGGACACCGCUUCAAGUGGCCUCCAGGAGAGAUAUGGUAGACAUAAAGGAAAUGCUGAAUAACAACAAAAUGUUAAAACAUAGUUCCAAGCUGAUGAUAAGUGGAAGUGAAAGAGAAGGUUUCAGACUAAAUUCAGAUAUAGACAUCAUGCGCUGGCCAAACAACCACCGAGUGAUCUGGGACUUCUCUCUGUGUCAGAUUUACAGCACACCAGAGCUGGCAGUGAUUCUCUGUGACAAUUCUGAGAGUCCACCUGGAUUCACUUUACUUUGGUUACCAUUAGAAAGAACGAGACCAACAGUGUCAACCGCCUGUAUAAGGAUGCAUGGAGGUCUCUAUAUAUCAAGUUCGAAGUACAGGGAGAUAAGAUGUUCUUUAUCAAAUAUCGGUUCUACAAUUCAUGGACCAUGUAGCAGUGGAAUAUUAGGUGAAACGGAAUAUGAUAUUGCUCAUUGCUUUGUCAGUGAUUUCUGGCCUCCGUCUGCCUCCUCGUGGAUAGACAGAUGUCACUCAUGGCCCCCGCCUCAUGUUGUCAACGACAUUGUCAGAAACGGAUGUCACUUUGUAGCAAUAGGACACAAACUAGAAAACCAUGCAGACAACGAAUGGAGAAUUUCUUUCUCUAUGGCAGAUUUCAAACUUGCGUACUCAAUGAAUCACACACAAUUCUUAACGUAUGGAUUGCUGAAACUGUAAAGAAAUAAUUAACAAUAGAUUAAGAGAUGAAGAUAAACUCUAAUGUUCCUAUCACAUGAAAACAGCUGUUUUCUGGGCGAUUCAACAAAAUGCACUGCCUCACUGGCGUCCACAGAAUCUUUUGGUCGGUUUCUGGGUCUGUUUUAAACUUUUAAUCAAAUGGGUGUAUGAGGGUGUGUGUCCUAAUUUUUUUCAUCCCAGAGAACAAUACGUUUCUGAAUAAUAUUUUUGGUGGAGCACAAACGACAUUAUUCAGACGACUAUAUAGAAUGUAUGAGAAUGGCCUUACAUUGUUGCUACAUAGGCCCUCCAUCAGGUCCCAUGUCAUCAAAGUUCUUUGUAAUCCCAGGGUCAGAGUUUGUACUAAUGAACAUGCUCUGGUCUCUGAAC
Molecule: messenger RNA, 1140 nt
Organism: Magallana angulata
Lineage: Eukaryota; Metazoa; Mollusca; Bivalvia; Ostreida; Ostreidae
Exons: 1
Coding region: 1-750 (249 amino acids)
Source: RefSeq, a predicted model, not a curated record